Messenger RNA from Oreochromis aureus, 972 nucleotides. Its product is annotated as olfactory receptor 1500-like. The transcript has a single exon. Lineage: Eukaryota; Metazoa; Chordata; Actinopteri; Cichliformes; Cichlidae. The record is from RefSeq and is a predicted model, not a curated record. Gene Ontology annotation, cellular component: membrane. Gene Ontology annotation, molecular function: olfactory receptor activity; G protein-coupled receptor activity. The coding region runs from base 1 to 972 and encodes 323 amino acids. Gene Ontology annotation, biological process: G protein-coupled receptor signaling pathway.
AUGGAAUUUAUUAAGUCAGCUGCUGAGAACAACAUCACCUUUGUGCGACCUGCAUAUUUUAUAAUAAGUGGUUUUAUUGGCAUACCUAAUAUUAGAUAUUAUUUUGUCUUUCUGUGUUUUAUUUACAUUCUUGCAGUGAUGGGAAACACAUUAGUGAUGAUUGUAUUAACAUUGGAUCAUAUGUUAAGAAGCCCUAAAUAUAUUGCUGUUUUUAACCUUGCAUUUACAGACCUGUUAAGUAGCUGUGCUUUGGUGCCAAAGGUUGUUGACAUUUUUCUGUUUAACCAUUAUUAUAUUUCCUACAAUGACUGCUUGACUUUCAUGUUUUUCUGUUUUCUGCUAGUUUCAAUGCAGGCUUUUAAUCUAGUUGUAUUGUCAUUUGACAGAGUCAUGGCUAUCAUGUACCCGCUGCACUAUCAAAUGAGAGUGAGCCACAAGCUCAUUUUAUCUUUGAUCGCUUUUUUCUGGCUUUUUGCCAUAACUCUUAUACUCGUUGCAGUUGGCCUUCUCACAAGACUUUCUUUUUGUAAGUCUGUCAUUAUUCAGAGCUAUUAUUGUGAUCAUGGUCCUAUGUAUCGUCUUGGCUGCAAUGAUGUUACCCCCAAUCGUGCAAUCGCUGGUUUGGCACCUGUUAUAAUUCUUGGGUUUCCACUGGCAUUUAUCGUGGGAAGUUAUUGCUGUAUUGGCUAUUCUUUGUCAAAAGUUUCUACAUUUAGGGAAAGAGUGAAAGCUUUCAAAACCUGCACAGGUCACCUUUCAUUAGUGGCAAUUUAUUUCCUUCCUAUUACAUUUGUGUAUAUCUUUGGGAGUGUAAUACAUCCAAAUGCUAGAAUCAUAAGCCUUUCUAUUACCACUGUAUUGCCUCCCAUGUUAAACCCGAUUAUCUAUGUUCUUCAGACACAGGAGAUCAAAGAGUCAUUAAAGAAGUUGCUGAAAACUCGAGUUACAUCCAAAAUUGCCACAAAAUAUUAA